This is a messenger RNA of Argiope bruennichi, 7271 nucleotides long. It is a transcript of the gene pns, whose product is annotated as DENN domain-containing protein 5A-like. NCBI's taxonomy places the organism in Eukaryota, Metazoa, Arthropoda, Arachnida, Araneae, Araneidae. The transcript is spliced from 30 exons. Bases 112 to 4197 code for a protein of 1361 amino acids. The record is from RefSeq and is a predicted model, not a curated record. Gene Ontology annotation, molecular function: guanyl-nucleotide exchange factor activity; small GTPase binding.
UUAGAGACCAUCUGUGAUUGUAUUGUAAACAAGAUGGCGACUGCCGUGUUGUGGUUUAAAUUAACAUCGUGUUAACAAAAUGCGUGUUACACGCUUAAUUUAAUAAAAAAUAUGUCUAAUUCACCAUCAUCAAAUUCAGACAAAAGAUUGGCUGAUUAUUUUGUAAUAUGUGGACUCGAUCUGAGUUCUGGUCUAGAACCAGAUCAACUUGCGGGCGAAAGCUUGCAUUGUACACCACUGGACAGACCAUACCGAUCAAAGGUGCUGGCCCACUAUCCAGAAAAUGUACCAUGGAAUCCCUUCGACAAAAGUGCUGUUGGAAUGCUGUGCUUGCCAAAAGGAUUAACAUUUCGUACCCAAAAGCAUAAACGCUCUGCUUAUUUUCACUCAUUCAUCAUCACAAAAGAAGAUGGUUCUCGUACAUAUGGACAGUGUUAUACAUUCUAUGAAGAAGUAAAUGAUCGUAAGAUUUGUGAUGCUAUGCACACCUUACAGGCUAUGCACUUGACUGAAUUGAGCAGUAGCAAAGUACCUGGUGUUCAUAGCAUUUCAGAUGUGGGAAGCACACGGUCUCUUCCUCGAUCCUUUAAACUGAGUAAUCGGCAAUCUCAUAAUAAUGCAGGAGCAUUGUAUGAUCUCUCUAGAGAUAUCUUAUAUGUUACCAAAUGUAUUUGCCUUAUUACACAGCUACCUGUGGUAGUAGCUUGUCGUAAAUUUCUGGAGGGGCUACAUUAUCUUGUUAUGUCUAGAGAGCCACCUGCCAUGAGGCUUGAGUCAUAUGUUUACAACAUAUUAUUUGAGGUGCCAUUGCCACCCCCAAAUCGAAGUUUAAAAUUUACUUGUUUUGGUCAGCAAGUUUUGUGCCAAAGACCUGGUCCAUGUGAACUCCCUUUCUUUGAAUAUUCUUAUCAAAUGUUGUUCUCAACGUUAGGUGUAGAUAAUGUUAUUUUGUUAUAUACUAGUGUUCUUUUAGAAAAUCAAGUAUUACUUUUUUCUGCUGAUUAUGACAAACUAAUGGUUGUUGCGGAAUGUAUUGUUGCUCUGCUAUUUCCAUUCACAUGGCAACAUGUAUAUGUCCCCAUCCUGCCUGCUUCUCUUCAUCACUUCCUUGAUGCUCCUGUCCCUUAUAUCAUGGGGCUAUGCAGUCCUCGGGAAGAACGUGCUCAAUUGUCCAUUCCAGGAGAAGCAAAUUUGUGUUUUGUUGAUAUCGACAACCAAAUUGUUGAGGUUCCAGAAGACAUUCCAAAGUUUCCGUGCCGUAAUGAGCUAAUCUCCGAACUAGUAGAUACAUUGAAGACAUUUGGAGUGUGCUCAAAUGAAAAAGAGCUAGAUAGGAACUCUAAUGAAAGGAGCUCCAGAAAUCACUUGAGAAAACUCUCAUGGACUUUUGACAGUGGAGAUUCUGGUGUGAGUAGCACUGACAGUAGUGCAAGAAGUUCGUACAGUAGUUUAGCUAGUACUCACAGUCAUAUUCUCCAACAAAGUGAAGCACUGCAGAAAGUAACUGCCCUUGCAAAAAGAACAGGUGUAAUUACUUCCAUGGGUGAUUUAGAAAAGCCAAAAAAAGUAGACAAUGAUGGAACUUCUAGAAAUCGUGGAAAAGAGGAAAUUCGGAAUUAUAUUGACAUGCUCAAAUUAAACAAUGCAGUGAGAGAAAUAUUUCUGUGCCGUUUUAUUCAUAUGUUUAGGUCAUAUGAAAAUUUUAUUAUCCAGCCAAAUCAACAUGAUAUGGAACAGUGGUUGAGUAACAGGGAAACAAUGCAGAACUUUGACAAAACUGCCUUUUUAUCUGAUCAACCCGAGCCACAUCUUCCUUUCUUGUCUCGUUUUAUAGAAACGCAAAUGUUUGCCACUUUCAUCGAUAACAAGAUUGUUUCACUGUGGGAAGAACCAGAUCCUUAUUUAAAAUUGUUUGAUGCUAGAAUGCGGUUGUUAAAUGGAGAACAUUGUGGCGAUGGUGUUAGAGUUACCACCUAUGAAAGAUGCACUACUUACCAAGAAACGGAAACACAUAUAGAAAAAAGAGCAAAUAACAUUGAUAUUGUUGCACCUACACCUAAACCUCUUGAUGGAGGUGUAGAUUUUUCUGGAAGAAAAAGAUUUGUUCCUGGGGUUUUCCCAUUGCUAGAUAGUGACCUGCUGAAUGAAGAUUCAUCUGCAAAUCGUUCCAGGCGGCGCACACCAAGUGCACAGUGGAAAAGAAGGGAUCGUCGUCAUCAACAAGCAGAACAUUUACAGAUAAAUGCUGAUCAGCGUGAAUUCCAACUUGCUGAAAAACAUGCUGGGUUAUGGAAAAAGUAUAUUCAGGAAGCGAGAACAAAAACGAUACGCAACCAGAAGCACUAUGAUGUGUCUCCAGCUUCUAUAUCUCAAACAUAUUGGAAAUUUGUUAUGGCUCUAUUGAAAGAAUGUAAAAUGAGAACUAAACGAAUGCUUGUUGAAAAAAUGGGUCAAGAGGCUGUAGAUUUAGGACAUAAUGAAAUCAGUAUAACUGGUGUUGAAGAGAAUACUCUUAUUGCCAGCUUAUGUGAUCUUUUAGAAAGAGUAUGGGCCCAUGGGCUUCAGUCAAAACAGGGAAAAUCAGCUUUGUGGUCUCAUCUUGUUAGUUACUUUGAAGUGGAAGAGUGUAAAUCUUCUGGUAAACCUAUAGAUCCAAAUUUCUUAACACCAGCACUGGCAUGGUGUGUUCUAAGGAAAAGGAUUGAUUCACGUUCUGAACCUUUCUGGAAUAUUGGCUUACUUCUAGUCAAAACAGGUGCUUUAAGCACCUUGGUUAGUCAACUUACAAAUAUUGAUAUUUCUAAUCUUACCCUUGAGGCAGAUCCUGUUUCAAAUUACAAAGAGAAUAAUGGCAAGGAAAGAAGAAAGGCAAAAACACCUGAAAUGCCUACUCUUAAGCCACUGCCAAUAUCUUUAGUCAAUGACAUCAAAAAUGUCCAGGCAAUGACAGAAAUAAAAACAGACAUUGGUUAUGCCAGAGCAUGGGUUCGAUUAGCACUAGAAAAAAAACUUUUACAUAAACACUUGCAAAAAUUAUUGUCAAAUCAGGAUUUACUUAGAAGUUCAUAUAAAAGAUAUGCCUUUCUCCGAUGUGAGGAUGAAAAGGAACAAUUUCUUUACCAUUUGUUGACAUUGAAUGCUGUUGAUUAUUUUUGUUUUACCAAUACAUUUACUUCUACAAUCAUUCCAUAUCGUGUUGUUGUGUUUCCCAGUCGAAAGUUGAGUGCUUCUACCACAUCAGCUAAUGCAUGGAUUAUAGUAGCAGGAACACUAGGAGAAACAAAACUUAUUCCUUUGCCAAGGCAAAUGCUAGAAAUUGUUUUUCAGCACAAAAAUUUAGGUAUACUUACAACUCUAAGAAUUGGACAUGAUAAUACAGGGAUUUCUCCUAAAUGGAUGGUUGAACAUAUACUUGUGAGGAAUGAAAUUUCUGGUCAUACUUAUAAGUUUCCAUGUGGUAGGUGGCUAGGAAGAGGUGUUGAUGAUGGAAGUACUGAGCGUUUAUUAGUUGGAGAAAUGAUCCCACGUGAUUAUGAUACAGAAGAGUUGAUGGAAACAUGCCGUACACCUCCAAGAUGCCGAUCUCCCAGUGUUCCUCGAAGGCCAAGUGAACCGAAAUUAACAAUCCCUGAAAUUCAGCAGAUGCUUGGGGAUGCAGUUAAUAAUAUUGUAAAAUAUUAUUACAAGCCAGAGAAAGAAAGGGGUAGUUUGACUAUAUUGCUUUGUGGAGAACUUGGUUUAGUCUACUGCUUAGAACAAGUCUUCCUGUAUGGUUUCAAAGCGAAACGUUUUUUUAGGCAUGUGUAUUUAUGGGAUUUUUUUGUUAAAGUUGGGGCCCACUUUGAAGCCCUCCUGCAAGAGGAUGAGGGUGCCAGCAGUCCAGUGCCAAGGCAAUCCCUGGAACAUGUGUUAGUAAUGCGCUCUUACUGUAGUCUUGUAGAAAAGAUUGACAAUGCUUCCUGCUCAGUGGGGAAGGAUGGCAAAUUCCAACUAUUUAUUUGUUUUGCCGCCAGAGACCAUCUCCUACACCGGAUGCUCCUGCACAUUGCUUCCACAUCUGUUACGUCCAGCAUGUAUGAGGAGCAAUCCUUCUUGCGUGAUCCCAACCUUGUCACCUUCCUUGUACAAAUCCUGGAGUCACUCUCUGACUUUAAUAUUGUUCUGGAAACCUCGCUCACCAAAGGAAUUGAGAGCUGAAUUUCACCUCAUUUAAAAAUUUUUCUUUUAUUAUCUGCCUAGUAGGACUGAACCUGGAGUGGUCUUGGGUUGCUGCAUUUAUUGAUCUUCCAAGGUCACUAAUAUCACUUGUUGAUAUACCAUAAGGAAUGAAAAUUAAAAAUUGUUUCAAAAAUUAUGGAUGGAAUCUAAAGAGCAUGACUUAUAAAAUUUUCAGUUUAGACAUGAAAGUUUCUUAAAAGUGAAUUCUUUUAUAACGGAUAUGUAUAUGUUUCUCAAAAUAUAGUGUUGAAAUGAACUGCAAGUUAUAAAUUAAAUUUGAUUAUUAAUUUUAUAUUAUAAAAAGAAUUUAAUGAAAUCCUGUAAUUGGCAAGCUAAAUUGCUGCAUCUUUAUUUUGAAAUGAAAUGUGUGUUUUUCUCCCUUCUCAAACUUAUAUAUUGAUUAAAUUAUUCAGUGUGCAAUACAAAUUUAUUAUAGUAUUAUUAAAAUUAUUUCUGAGGUUAUUUUUAAAUUUGAUGACAGAUAAUGGAAAAUUAUCAUUUAAAUUAAUUGAGUUAGUGUAUAUAAUGAUAUGGAAAGUUUUGUUAAUUUGUAUAUUAUAUGCAUAUGGUAGUGUUUAUUGUUUAAAACUGCAUUUAAACUAGAGAUAAAAAAAAUGAUUUUUCUUGUAUGGUGAGAUACUGGUGAAAACAUGGAGGAAUCUCAUUUAUAUAUUCCGAGAAAUAGCAGUUAAAUAAUGUAGUAACCUUACUUGUCAUGUUGUAACUGCCACUGUAUAAAAAUCAUUAUCAUCCAUCCUCAUUUCUGUCCAUUGAGAGUGAUUUGUUACUUUACAUAUUAUCAUGUGCAGAACAUGUUGCAAUCUUUGACCUUCCAACUAAUAAAUGAUUUAUUUUUCUGUUAAAUCAGGAGGGGAAAAAAAAUUAACCAUUGAAUUCAUCUUGGGAAGCAGUUAAUUCAUACUGAGAAUUAAGCUUCCAUUAAUUAAAUAUAUAUAUCAUUUUUAUUUAUUGGUUGUUUUUAAUGGUGGUUGUGAUGUUUAUCACUGUUUAUAAGAAAAAGUAAUUUUGAGUACAAUGAAAAAAGUUAUAAGAUAUUUGAACAAUAAAAAAAAAUUUUAACAGGAUUUCUAAUUUUAAAAAAGCAAUAAAAACCUGAAUGGAAAAUUAAGGAAAGAGUAUAUUCUAAUCAUGACUUCAAUUCAUAAUUCAGCUUUUACUCCUCCUUAAUUUUUUAAGAUAUAAAUAAAUAAUUUAGACAUAAUUUAAUCUUAGAAAAGAUUAAAUUACAAACUAUUGAAAACUAUUAAAUUAUUAUUAAACUAUUAAAUUACAAAUUGCUGAUCUACAAAUCAAGAUUCUAAAUUAUGAGUUUUUCUUUUUAAUUUUAGAUUGAAUUUUAUUAUUAUAAUUUUGCAUUUAUUAUAAAUUAUUGCAUUUAUUUAUAAUAUUGCAUUUUUAUUGCUAAUUUUGCUUUGUUCAAAUAUCUUAACUUUUGCAAAAGAGUUUGUUUCUACUUAAAUGAUAAUUUUUAAUCUGGUUUAUUGGUUAUACCUAUUCUUGUAAUCAUUUUUGCAUAACAAUGAAAAUGAAUAGUAAAAUUUGAGUAUCUCUUCAGUUUACACACUGCCCUAUUGGAAAUUUGUUCCAAAAAAAGAAACUCAACUAUAUGUAAGUAAAUGGAUAGGUGAAUUGUUAGUUUCAUAUCAUUUUUAUAUGGAGAUCUGUACGUAAAAAAGGAUUUUCAUGUGCUCAUCCAAUUAUUCUAGCUGAUCUUAUUUUUGGUUUAUAAGUUCAAUAUAGUCGUAUCUAAUAUUAAUGCGCAAAAGGUAAAUACAGAUUUUCUAGUCAUUGUAGAAGAUAGUUAUAUGCGCUAGAGUUUGGACUUAUGAUGUGAAAUGUUUUAUAAUUUUAUUCAUUGAAAUUCUGAAAUAUCCAUCCAUUCAUACUUUUUUUUGUGUGUGUGAACUGUUAAAAAAGAAUUUUAUGUUUAGCAUAGUACAAUAAUUUUUGCUUAUUUUGUCCAGUUAAGGCCUGCAUAUCAGUUCAGAAUUUUUUUUUCAGCCAACUGUGAUACUCUUCAUGCCUUCUUUUUUAUACUUUGGCUUGUUAUUUGAUUAUAUAUACUUUAGUUAAUAAUUUUAUAAAAUGCAUGUCAAUUUUUUUUGUCAUAAGUUUAUCUUUUUAAAAAAAAUAUCCAUGCUUACUUUAAACUGUAUGUAGCAAUUUGAUAUACCUUUUAAAAAAUUCUGUCCAUCUUUUAUGACAUUUAUAGGAAAUUGUACAUAUGGAAAUACAAAUAUUGUUUCUUGCAUGGUUUUAAUUCAUGUUUUUUUGCAUUUAUUAUGUCUAUAGUAGUUGAAGAAUAAGGCAUUAUUUCAAAUGUUUUGAAGAUAUCAGUCAUCUUGCCAUGUACAAAUCUUGUUAUGUUACAUAUUUCUGUUAUAUAGUUAAGUUAAUCAUAGUAUACAGAUUUUCAAAUAACUUGGCAUUCGUUUUGAUGCUUUUCUACAGUUUCAUAACAUCUUUGGAAUAUUCUAUGUCACAUCCUAAUAAUUUAUUUAUACAUGUUAUGAAAUUUGCACUUAAUAACUGAUCAGCCAUUUAAAAGAUUUAUAUACAUUUCAAGUUAUUAAGGUCAUUUUGUUAAAGACGAUAUAUUAAAAAUGUAAUCGGAAGAGAAAAAAAUUACUUUUAACAUAAAAGAACGUUAUAAAACAUGGUGUUUCUAAAAAUAUUAAUAAAUCUACUUAUUAGAUGCAAGCCAUUUUUUGAUAAAAGUUAAAUUUGUAUGUCUUGCAUGAGAUUUUUUUUAAAGAAGCAAUUCAUAGAAUAAUCAAUCUAUACUUAGUUGCUUCAGUGAAAAUACUUCAUAGUAUGCUGAAUAAUUCUGUUUUUAGAAGGCCUUAGAAGGAACGAUUGUGAUAUUGUAACAAUUCCUGUGUAUAUUUGUAUUUCAGAUGUAAUAUAUUGCAUUGGAAAUGUCUCCUGUAUAAAGUUAAUACUACUUAAGUUCAGUUCUGUUAUUUGUGUAUUAAAGAAAUGUGUAAAUAAGAAUUGUUUUAUUUAAUGAUUGUAGUUUCUUUUGUAAACUG